AUGGCUCAAUUGACACAACAGGUUCUGCGACUGCAACAGGAGAAUGCUGCCUUGAAGAAGGCAUCGUCUGCAGAUCCCGGUCACCAUGCCACCAACGAGCUUGCUCUUGCUUACGCCCAGAUUCAAACCCUCCGGGAAGAAAAUUCUGAGCUGAGCAAUCUGAGGAGUCUCCACGACGAGUAUGGCUGCCCCGAGCUGAUGCAGAUCACACAGCGGGAAGUCGUACAUGCUCAGCUACGACAACGGUCUGCUGAAGCCGAAAGUAAGGGAUUUCGCCAUUUACAUCUCGCAAACAAGUCAAUGGAAAAGCAAAUACUCACUGCUCAAAAGCUGCUUGGUGAUUCUACGCGCGAGCUUCGCCUCAGCGAAGCCGAGGUCACGUCGCUCAAGCUAUCGAUUGAAGUCUAUCGUCAAGGCCAGAUGGAUGCCGAAGACAAGGUCGCCUUGCUUGAGGCCGAGCUCCUGCGGUGCAAACAACGGGAGGCCAACCAGUCAAGCAUCACCAUCCACAUCGAUUCUUCCCAGCCGAAGAAAUGGAACCUGAUCAAGCGUGCCCGCGCCGCCAUGGCUCAAAACACGACACUUGACAUUCAAGGACCUCCAGAGCUAGUAGCCUCUUUUGUGAGCGACAUGCGCACUGUCGAGAUUGAUCAUAAGAAGCAAACUGCAGCAGCCGAGCAUUGGCAGAAGGUGGCCAAUGAUGCUCGCGUCAACACUGUCACGGGUCCGAUCUGUACUGUGCCUGGCCAUAGGAGCAUGAAGGACGAGCUGGAAGCCAAAGAUCAGCAACUCAAGAUGCAGAACCAGCUCGUUGCAACCUGGCAGAAGAGGCAUGCGGAGAUCAAAGGCUUCAUGGAUCGGGCUGGGAUCGAGAUGAGGGCUCAAGGUGUUCGGGGUGUUUUAUAG
Molecule: messenger RNA, 906 nt
Organism: Parastagonospora nodorum SN15
Lineage: Eukaryota; Fungi; Ascomycota; Dothideomycetes; Pleosporales; Phaeosphaeriaceae
Exons: 1
Coding region: 1-906 (301 amino acids)
Source: RefSeq, a predicted model, not a curated record